UGCAGAGGAACAGGGCAAACCCCUGACUUCCGGUGGCAUUUUGAGGUGAUCCUCCCAGCGGCCUGGUGGUGUGUUUGUUGCCUUUUCCUACUCUCCGGUCUCUCUUCGUUGUUUUUCUUUCUACGUCUCGCUUGAUCCCGGCGAAGCGGCUGGCGGGUUCCGCUUCUCAGCCUCCUUUGGGGCCCCUCGCUAGCCGAGGGCCCGUUCCUGGGAGCCGCGCGCGCACCUUCUUCUCCUCAUCGUCUUCCCGGGGCCAGGCGCGGGGACAGAGAGUCGCCUCCCCCGCUCCUCGGAGCGGUGGCGGCGGUGACGCCUCCAGACUGUGCUGUGCUUGUGAAGGGAGCUCAGGGAGGAGGUUCAAAAAAUUUAUGUGACUUGAAAAUUAUUCGGAGUUGAUGUUACGUGAGUGAUAUUGUUAGGAUUGUGUCUGUGGAGCGUCGCGUCAAGCUAUUCGUAGUACAAAAUGUCAAAAAUUAGAAGGAAGGUCACAGUGGAAAAUACCAAGACCAUAUCUGAUAGCACAUCCCGAAGACCCAGUGUAUUUGAGAGGCUCGGACCCAGCACUGGCAGUACAGCAGAGACACAGUGCCGUAACUGGCUGAAGACGGGCAACUGCCUCUAUGGAAACACAUGUAGAUUCGUACAUGGCCCUUCACCCCGUGGUAAAGGUUAUAGCAGCAGUUACAGAAGGUCACCAGAAAGACCUACAGGGGAUCUCAGAGAAAGAAUGAAGAACAAGCGCCAAGAUGUGGACACUGAGUCCCAGAAACGAAGUACAGAGGAGUCAUCCUCACCUGUUAGGAAAGAAUCAUCAAGAGGGAGACAUAGGGAAAAGGAAGACAUAAAAAUCACUAAGGAGAGAACUCCAGAAAGUGAAGAAGAAAAUGUAGAAUGGGAAACUAAUAGAGAUGAUUCUGACAAUGGAGAUAUUAAUUAUGAUUAUGUUCAUGAAUUGUCAUUGGAAAUGAAGCGUCAGAAGAUACAGAGGGAAUUAAUGAAACUGGAACAAGAAAACAUGGAGAAGAGAGAAGAAAUUAUUAUUAAAAAAGAGGUUUCACCAGAAGUGAUUAGAUCAAAAUUGUCUCCAUCUCCUUCUCUAAGAAAGUCUAGCAAAUCUCCAAAGCGAAAAUCAAGCCCUAAAUUGUCAUCUUCAACUAGCAAGAAGGACAGGAAGACAACUGCAGUAUCCUCUCCAUUGUUGGACCAGCAGAGGAAUUCAAAAAGCAACCAAAGUAAAAAGAAAGGACCUCGCACUCCUAGUCCACCCCCUCCUGUACAGGAAGAUAUUGCUCUGGGGAAAAAAUACAAAGAAAAGUAUAAAGUAAAAGACAGGAUAGAAGAAAAACCAAGAGACGGAAAGGACAGAGGACGAGAUUUUGAAAGACAAAGAGAAAAAAGAGACAAGCCCAGGUCUACUUCGCCUGCAGGACAGCAUCAUUCUCCUAUAUCUUCUAGACAUCACUCAUCUUCCUCACAAUCAGGAUCAUCUAUUCAAAGGCAUUCUCUUUCUCCUCGUCGAAAAAGAACUCCUUCACCAUCUUAUCAGAGGACAAUAACUCCACCUUUAAGACGCUCUGCGUCACCUUAUCCUUCACAUUCGCUAUCUUCUCCUCAGAGAAAGCAAAGUCCCCCAAGACAUCGCUCUCCCAUGCGAGAGAAAGGGAGGCAUGAUCAUGAACGAACUUCACAAUCUCAUGAUCGUCGUCAUGAAAGGAGGGAAGAGACUAGAGGCAAAAGGGAUAGAGAAAAGGACACAAGAGAAGAACGUGAGUAUGAACAGGAUCAGAGCUCUUCUAGAGACCACAGAGAAGACAGAGAACCUCGAGAUGGUCGGGAUCGGAGAGAUGCCAGGGAUGCUAGAGACCGGAGGGAACUAAGAGACUCCAGAGACAUUCGGGACUCCAGGGACAUGAGAGAUUAUAGCAGAGAUACCAAGGAGAGCCGUGAUCCCAGAGAGUCUCGCUCUACUCGUGAUGCUCAUGACUACAGGGACCGGGAAAGUCGAGAUGCUCAUCGAAAGGAGGAUUCAUAUCAGGAAGAAUCCCGAAGUUAUGGCAGAAACCAUUUGAGAGAAGAAAGCUCUCGUACUGAAAUAAGGAAUGAUUCCAGAAAUGAGUCUCGAAGCGAAAUUAGGAAUGACCGGAUGGGCAGAAGUAGGGGGAGAGGUCCAGAGUUACCUGAAAAGGGAAGUCGAGGCACAAGAGGUUCUCAAAUUGAUAGUCACAGUAGUAGUAGCAACUAUCACGACAGCUUGGAAACUCGAAGUAGCUACCCUGAAAGAGACAGAUAUCCUGAUAGAGACAACAGAGAUCAAACAAGGGAUUCUUCCUUUGAGAGAAGACAUGGAGAGAGAGACCGUCGUGACAACAGAGAGAGAGCUCCUAUGUUCUACACCUCCUGCUGCCCCUAUCCUUUGCCACCAGUGUUCUCAGGUCCUGCUGGGGGGACAGAGAAGAUCAGAGAUCAAAGACCAAGCUCACCAAUUCGACAUCAGGGAAGGAGUGACGAGCUUGAGCGUGAUGAAAGAAGAGAGGAACGAAGAGUAGACAGAGUGGAUGAUAGAAGAGAUGAAAGGGCUAGAGAAAGAGAUCGGGAACGAGAACGUGACAGAGAGCGGGAAAGAGAGCGGGAACGUGAGCGGGAUCGGGAGAGAGAGAAGGAAAGAGAACUAGAAAGAGAGCGUGCUAGGGAACGGGAGAGGGAAAGAGAAAGAGAAAAAGAGAGAGACCGUGAAAGAGAGAGAGAUCGUGACCAUGAUAGAGAGAGAGAAAGAGAGAGGGAGCGAGAUAGGGAAAAAGAACGGGAGCGAGAGCGAGAGAGAGAAGAAAGGGAGAGAGAGAGAGACCGAGAACGGGAGAGGGAGAGAGAGCGAGAACGGGAACGAGAAAGAGCAAGAGAAAGGGAUAAAGAAAGAGAACGUCAAAGGGAUUGGGAAGACAAAGACAAAGGACGAGAGGACCGCAGAGAAAAGCGAGAAGAUAUCCGAGAAGACCGGAGUCUAAGAGAUGGACAUGAUGAGAGAAAAUCAAAGAAACGCUAUAGAAAUGAAGGGAGCCCUAGCCCUCGUCAGUCACCUAAGCGCCGACGAGAACAUUCUCCCGACAGUGACACCUACAACAGUGGAGAUGAGAAAAAUGAAAGACACAGACUCUUAAGCCAGGUUGUACGACCUCACGAAUCUCAUUCUCUCAGUCCUUCACACUUUCCAGAAGACAGGCAGGGGAGAUGGAAAGAGGAAGAUCGUAAACCAGAAAGGAAAGAGAGUUCCAGGCGCUAUGAAGAGCAAGAGCUCAAAGAGAGAGUUUCUUCUGUAGAUAAACAAAGAGAACAGACAGAAAUCAUGGAAAGCUCAAGGACUCGGGACUUGAUAGGACACCAUCCAUCUGAAGACCGAGACACAUCUGAUGGAACUCAUGAUGAAAACAAGAAAAAAGCAAAAAUUCAAAAGAAACCUAUUAAGAAAAAGAAAGAGGAUGAUGUUGGAAUAGAGAGGGGUAACACAGAGACAGCAUCUGAAGAUAGUCAAGUAUUUUCACCAAAAAAAGGACAGAAGAAGAAAAGUGUUGAAAAAAAACAUAAAAGACCCAGAGGUGAUUCUGAUAAUUCCGAUGAAGAAGCAGCCCAGCUGAGUAAGAAGAAGAGAGGACCCCGGACUCCUCCUAUAACAACCAAAGAGGAAUUGCUUGAAAUGUCCAAUGAUAAGGAGGCGACUGUAGAAGAUCCUCAGAGAAAAGAAGAUACAGCAUUCAGUGACUGGUCUGAUGAGGAUGUGCCUGACCGUGCAGAGGUGACAGAGCAUGCUGCCGCAGCUGCUACUCCCGGAAGGACUCCUUCCCCGUCUUCCCUUCCUCCCCCUCCCCCUCCUCUGGCCACUGCCCCUGGUACUCUUGCUGCUACUGCAAAUGCCACCAGCACCUUCAGCACAUCCGCCACUAUUUCCACCUCUGCCAGUACUGCCAGUGUAGCUUUUACCAGUGAAGACUCACAUAGAAAAGGCCAUAAAGCACGAGCGGAAAAAGCAGAGGCACCUCAUGUAACUAUAGAAGAUGCACCACAUCGCAAGCCAGUGGAUCAGAAGAGGAGCAGCAGCCUUGGGAGCAAUCGGAGUAAUCGUAGUCAUACAUCUGGGCGUCUGCGCUCCCCAUCCAAUGAUUCUGCCCAUCGCAGUGGAGAUGACCAAAGUAGUCGAAAGAGAGUACUGCAUAGUGGCUCAAGAGACAGAGAAAAAACAAAAAGCCUGGAAAUCACAGGAGAGAGAAAAUCGAGGAUUGAUCAGUUAAAGCGUGGGGAACCCAGUCGAAGUACUUCUUCAGAUCGCCAGGAUUCAAGAAGCCAUAGUUCAAGACGAAGUUCUCCUGAGUCAGAUCGACAGGUUCAUUCAAGGUCUGGGUCAUUUGAUAGCAGAGAUAGGCUUCAAGAACGAGAUCGAUAUGAGCACGAGAGAGAGCGGGAGAGAGAGAGGAGAGAUACAAGGCAGAGAGAAUGGGAUCGAGAUGUCGAUAAAGACUGGUCACGGAGCAGAGACCGAGACAGACUACGGGAACGAGAGAGAGAACGAGACAAAAGGAGAGACUUGGACAGGGAAAGAGAACGACUGAUUUCUGAUUCCAUGGAAAGAGACAGAGACAGAGCUUUCGAGAGUUGUUCUCAAAUGGAGUCAGUGAAACGCAAUGAAGCAAAACUGGAGAGUGAACAUGAAAGAGACCUAGAAGGCAUGUCCCGAGACUCUUUAGCUUUGGAUAGAGAAAGAAUGGAUAAAGAUCUAGCAUCUAUACAGGGAUUUGAAGAUACAAAUAAAGCUGAGAGAACUGAGAGUGUGGAAGCAGAUGACGAAUCCAAGUUAGAUGAUACACAUUCAUUAGGAUCUGGUGCUGGAGAAGGAUACGAGCCCAUCAGUGAUGAUGAACUAGAUGAAAUUCUGGCAGGUGAUGCUGAAAAGAGAGAGGACCAACAGGAUGAGGAGAAGAUGCCAGAUCCAUUAGAUGUGAUAGAUGUAGAUUGGUCUGGUCUUAUGCCAAAGCAUCCAAAAGAACCCCGAGAGCCUGGGGCUGCACUCCUGAAGUUCACACCUGGAGCUGUUAUGCUGAGAGUUGGGAUUUCUAAAAAGUUGGCAGGUUCUGAACUCUUUACCAAAGUCAAGGAAACAUGUCAGAGACUUUUAGAAAAACCCAAAGAUGCAGACAGUCUUUUUGAACAUGAACUAGGGGCUCUCAAUAUGGCUGCACUACUACGAAAGGAAGAAAGAGCAAGUCUUCUCAGUAACCUUGGGCCAUGUUGUAAAGCAUUGUGCUUCAGACGAGAUUCUGCAAUCCGAAAGCAGCUUGUUAAAAAUGAGAAGGGCACAGUAAAACAAGCUUACACAAAUGCUCCAGUGGUGGACAAUGAAUUAUUACGACUGAGUCUGCGAUUAUUUAAGCGGAAGACUACUUGCCACGCCCCAGGACAUGAAAAGACUGAAGAUAAUAAACUCUCACAACCCAGUGUCCAACAGGAACUGUGUGUAUCUUAAGACUGAAGUUCAGUGACAUUUUUGGUACUAUGUUUCUUCAGCAGUGCGUAUUUCUUCGAAGUUCUUUGGUUUCAAAGGCAUUAUAGUGACAAUGGCAGAAAACAUUUAUCAGCCAUGCUAAAAGAGUGAAGAACUUGGAUCUAAAGUGUAAAGACAGUUUUGGCUAAUUUAAGAUUUUACGUAACUUUUUACACAGUACUUGAUACUCAUGCAAAAUAAUGUGAAAGCACCUAAAUUUAGUAGUUUAUUUUGUACACUUUGUUUAAAACUGAAGUUUGGAAAACGGUUGUCCCUGCUCUUCCAACCUAUGAAGAUUUUUUAUGAAAUGAGCCUCUGACACGCUCUGGAUCAUCCCUAAAGAAACUGUGAUUUUAUCUAGAAACUGUUCACAGAAAGAAUGCACCCUGCAGUACUGUGCUGUGCAGAACACUGGAAAGGGGACUAGUCCUGCAUGCUGUGUUUGUAGACCUCCAGCAGGGGGGGGCCAAAUCCUUUUUAUCUCUCUAAACUUCUAAAAAACAUGACUUCAUGGGUCUUUGGUUUUUUAAAAUAUAUGUGCAUUGUUAAAAUGUAUAUAGGAUGUACGAGUAUUGGAAUCCGAAUGGCUAUUUGUUAUCAGAGACUGUCUACUAUUUUUAAUAAAUGUACCUUCCCUUUCCUUGUU
Molecule: messenger RNA, 6173 nt
Organism: Hipposideros armiger (great roundleaf bat)
Lineage: Eukaryota; Metazoa; Chordata; Mammalia; Chiroptera; Hipposideridae
Gene: ZC3H13
Product: zinc finger CCCH-type containing 13
Exons: 21
Coding region: 464-5509 (1681 amino acids)
Cellular component (GO): nuclear speck
Molecular function (GO): metal ion binding
Source: RefSeq, a predicted model, not a curated record